Messenger RNA from Naegleria gruberi, 1173 nucleotides. RefSeq lists its product as uncharacterized. The record is from RefSeq and is a predicted model, not a curated record. Gene Ontology annotation, cellular component: plasma membrane. The transcript has a single exon. Lineage: Eukaryota; Heterolobosea; Eutetramitea; Acrasida; Naegleriidae. The coding region runs from base 1 to 1173 and encodes 390 amino acids.
AUGGCCGCUCUCGAUGCCAACACAGUGGACGAUGACUAUGUCGAUUCGUUUGCCUCCCUUGAACAUGACAAUCACCUAGCCAGCAUACCAGAUAUUCAUCUCAAUAACACCAACACCAACAACAAUACUUAUAAAUUAACUCCAAUAGGACAAUUCGUAAAAUCCGAUUCACCACCAGCAGACCUUCAUGAUAAUGAUCAUACUGUUGAAAAUGGAAGUGAUGACAAUAUUAAUCAAACACAAGAAUUGCCAUCGACUUCAUCUCAACCAAAUCCACAAAGUUUUUACUAUGAGAAAAAUUCUGCAACAAGAAGAAAAACACCAAAAUUUAAUAAUUUGAAUGAGGAAGAGGAGUUAAUGAUGGGAGAAAUGAUUGAAUUGGAUGAUGUUGAUUUGGGAUCACCUCCUUUGAAGAAUGGACCUUUUCAAAGUCAAUUGAGAAUGUUGGAUGAUCAUCAAACAAUUUCAACACCAACAGUUGACAGUUCGAAUGAUGACAAGCAUAAAUCAGUUUGGAGUGAUUUGGCAUUACAGUUUUUGAAAGGAGAUAUGGCUGAUGAAUUUUUGACAUUUGAAGAUGCUGAGGUAUCACCUGAAAUGUUGAAACUCUUACAUGAGAAUAAGAAGACAAUUGACAAUCGAAAAUUAUUAUGGAGAUUAUUAUCUGGUGGAUUUUUAUUUAGUUUUUUAUAUGCAUUGGGUGGAUGUUUCAUUUUCAUCUUGUUUGGAUUUUGUUUUUCAUUGCCUUGUGCAUUACAAUUAUGGAGAAUUGCCAAGUUUCUUACCUAUCCCUAUACGAAAUCAGAAACCUACUUUUAUUUACUAUGUUUAAUCAAUACUGAUCCUAAGAAUACCCCAUCAACUAGCUCAACACUUGACAGAAGAAUGUCAAUUGCCUCCUCAAUGACCACUCAAACCCUAGAUAGAAAAUAUAGUGUGACAACAGUCAAGGAAGCACGACAAAUCCUCUUCCAAGAGAAGGAAAAUAAGGGAAUUUUAUUGUGGAUUGCCAAUAUUGUUUGGUUAUGUUUAUUUGGUUGGUGGAUUGCCUUGUUGCAUUUGAUAUUUGGUGGGUUAAUGCUUGCCUCUAGAGUUGGAGCUGAUUUUGGAAAGAGACACUUGUCAUUGAUUAAAUUAGCACUAUUGCCAUUCGGUUUAUCAAUUAAGAAAUAG